CGCUAGGUGGUCUGGCCAUGCUUCGAGCGCUGAGCGCGCUGCGGCCCAUGGGCCGGCCCCCAGCCCCGUUUCUGCUCCCCGCGCGCUGCCGCAAGACCCGCCACGACCCGCCAGCCAAGUCCAAGGUCGGGCGCGUGGCGACCCCACCCGCUGUGGAUCCUGCGGAAUUCUUCGUGCUGACGGAGCGUUACCGGCAGUACCGCCAGACGGUGCGCGCCCUCAGGCUGGAGUUCGUGUCCGAGGUGCGCAAGAAGGUGCACGAGGCCCGGGCCGGGGUCUUGGUAGAGCGCAAGGCACUGGAGGACGCCGCUGAGCACCGCGAGCUGAUGGCCUGGAACCAGGCGGAGAACAAGCGGCUGCGCGAGCUGCGGAUGGCCAGGCUGCGGCAGGAGGCGCGGGAGCAGGAGCGGCGGCAGGCGGAGGAGGAGGCCCGGCAGGCCCGAGAGGCGCAGGCUUGGGUGCAGCUCAAGGAGCGUGAAGUGCUGCAGCUGCAGGAGGAGGCAAAAAACUUCAUCACCCGAGAGAACCUGGAGGCGCGGGUGGAAGAAGCGUUGGACUCCCCCAAGAGCUACAACUGGGCCAUCACCAGAGAGGGGCUGGUGGUCAGACCACAGCACAAGGGCUCCUGAGGGCCCAGUAAGGACAGUGUCCACCCAGGGACCAUGGGGGUAUGGGGGUUGGGCCUGAUCUGGAAUAAAGCAGUUGUUUCUUAUGAAGGA
Lipotes vexillifer (Yangtze River dolphin) is the source of this 719-nucleotide messenger RNA. It is a transcript of the gene MRPS26, whose product is annotated as mitochondrial ribosomal protein S26. The transcript is spliced from 4 exons. Bases 18 to 629 code for a protein of 203 amino acids. The record is from RefSeq and is a predicted model, not a curated record. NCBI's taxonomy places the organism in Eukaryota, Metazoa, Chordata, Mammalia, Artiodactyla, Lipotidae. Gene Ontology annotation, cellular component: mitochondrial small ribosomal subunit.